Molecule: messenger RNA, 4145 nt
Organism: Polychytrium aggregatum
Lineage: Eukaryota; Fungi; Chytridiomycota; Chytridiomycetes; Polychytriales
Product: AMP-dependent synthetase and ligase
Exons: 8
Coding region: 15-4145 (1376 amino acids)
Biological process (GO): fatty acid metabolic process
Molecular function (GO): medium-chain fatty acid-CoA ligase activity; phosphopantetheine binding
Source: RefSeq, a predicted model, not a curated record
ACGUCAACCUCAACAUGAUGCCCCUCUAUCACGUCGGCGGCAUUGUCCGCAACCUGCUUGCCCCCAUCCUCAGUGGCGGCGCCGUCAUCAUCACCAAGGGCUUUGACCCCGUGGUCUUUUGGGAACUCGUCGACGGCAAGGACACCAGCGUUCGCCCCACAUGGUAUUACGCCGUGCCUACGAUGCACCAUGCCAUUCUGCAAGAGGGCGGCAGCCGCGAUGCGACCAGCUGCGGCAUCCGCAUGAUCGCCAAUGCUGGCGGCGGCCUCCUGCCGUCGCUGGCUGAAGAACUGCGUCGCUUCUUUGCCUGCACGGUGCUACCCUCCUACGGCAUGACCGAGUGCAUGCCCAUCGCCACUCCGCCACAAGGAUAUGCCCUCGAGCGGCCUGGAACAUCUGGCGUCUCCGUCGGUCCCGAGAUUGCCAUCUACGACUCCGAAAGCAACCCGUGCUCGCCGUUUGUCGUCGGCAACAUCAUGGUCCGUGGCGCACCCACCUUCGGCGGAUACGAGAACGACGUCGCCGCCAAUGCCAACUCGUUCACGCGCGACGGCUUCUUCAACACCGGCGACAUGGGCUACCUCGACAACGAUGGCUAUCUGUAUAUCACUGGCCGCUCCAAAGAAGUCAUCAACCGAGGCGGUGAGAUCAUUUCUCCCGUCGAGGUCGAGGACGCCGUGAUCAAGCACCCCAAGGUCCGCGAAACCAUCGCCUUUGUCGUGCCGCAUGAUGUCCUGCAAGAGACCAUCGGUGUGGUCAUAGUCUCGACCAACCCAGCCUCCAGAGUCGACCUGGUGCAGCUGCAGAGCUUCGUCUCCAAGAGCCUCCAUCCCUCAAAGUGGCCUCAGCUCAUCGUCUACAUGGAUGCCCUCCCCAAGAACCAGAACAACAAGCCCCUCCGCAUCAAUCUGGCCAAGCGCUGCGGCAUUCCCGAGCAAACCGACCAGGUGCCGAUGACCCGUCGCCUGUGGGAUGCCGUCUGCCCACCCAAGACAGCGUCCCUUCAAGAGCCGAUUCCGACCACGCCGGUGGUCAUCUCGUACGAAAGCAGCCUCAAGCAUAUUAAGGCCUUCCCCGGCAUCGUCGACGCCGUCUAUGUCAAGACCAGCCCCGAGGACGACGACAUCACCAUGUUUGUGCAGACCUCGCUGAGCAUUGGCGAGCAGGACAUUCGAGAGUCACUCGCCCCGCUGGUUCACUCCUACGAGAUUCCCAAGGACAUUAUCGUCGUCGAUGCGCUCAAGAAGAACCCUGACGGCUCAUUCGACACCGAGGCUCUCCAUGAGAUCAUCCGCAACAAGGGCAUCGACGAGUCCAAGCUCACCGAGGUCGAGCUGGGCAUCUAUGCCAUCUUCAAGGAGGUCCUGCAAGUGGACAAGGUUCCGAGCAUCAACUCUGACUUUUUCGAGCUCGGAGGCGGGUCGCUCAAGGCUGGCCGGGUCGUUGGCUUGAUCAGAAAGCAGUACGACGUCAACAUCCCUGCCAUGGAAAUGUUCCAGCACAGAACCAUCGCCAGCCUUGCUGCAGUGGUCACGGAGAAGCAAGUCCUCCAAAACUCGGCCUCCAACCGAGCUGUCAAGCGAAAGCUGAGCCAGAAGGCGCGAGUCAAGGGCCGCUCGUCGACCAACCUUGGUGCCCUGAUCUUUCAGCUUUUGCCGAUCACAGUGUUCCGCCCUAUGCAAAAAGCCAUCACUUGGCUUGUCUUUGUCAACUGCUUGAUUGUGAUCGACCAUUUCUUCCGUCGCCUGUGGCUUCAUAUCAAACCCAUCACCCGAUCGAUUUUGUUUGUCAGUCCCACUUUGAUGUACGGCUGGGCCGGCGUCGAUCCGAUCUCUCCCGAAGCCAGCUCGAUCUAUGAUGGCGCUGUACCGAUCUUUUCCAGGAACAGCACCACCCCGCCCUCCCCAUCGUUUACUGCUCACGCCGUCAAGGCCACAACUGCCGAUAGUCUGGUACGAGUGACACAGCUUACGGGCGCUAUUCUGGUGGCGCACCUCAUUCUAUGGAUUGUCAUGCCUUUGGUUGCGAUCAUUUUCAAGUGGAUCGUUAUCGGGCGAUACAAAGCCGGAAGCUAUCCGCUGUGGGGACAGUACUACAUCCGCUGGUGGCUUGUCGACCAAGUGCUCCAUCUGACGGGCCGCGGCGUAUAUGGAUCCAGCCCGACCCUCCUCCGGAACUACUACCGUCUCCUUGGAGCCCGGAUCGGACGAAAUGCCACCGUCGACACCGCUACCAACAUUGGCGAGUUUGAUCUGAUUGAUAUCGGCGACAACUGUAUCCUGGAGACUGCGCGAGUCCGUGGCUUCUGCAUGAAGACAGGCAGAAUGGUCCUCGACAAAAUCAUGAUUGGCGACAAUUCGGUACUGAACGUCAAGACGACAGUUGCCCCCGGCCAUGUUGUCUCGCCGGGCACGGUCUUCCCUCCACUCGGCAGCUCCCACGAGCUCAAGGACACCUCGCCUCGCUUCAAAUCCAUCGCCCGGUCGCGCCUUCGCUCGCCGCACUUCCUGACCGUCCUGCUCGUCGGCUGGCCGAUUGUCGUGAUCCUGAACCUGAUCGCCAUGGUGCCGUGGAUGGGAAUGAUCUAUCUCCUGACGCGCGCGCCCUUUGUCACAACAGUCUCGUCGGAGCAGAGUGCCUUUGCCUUCCUCGUCAACUACUUUGCGUCGCCGUACCGCAUCAUUUACCACUUCCUCGCCCUCGCCGCUCGAUCGAUCGUCUCGCCCUUCAUCUAUCUAUUCCUGUGCAUCGCAGUCAAGCGCCUGCUGAUUGGCAAGUUCAAGGCCGGACGACUCAGCAACACCAACUGGGAUGCCUUCCGCCACUGGCUGUGCAAGAAGCUUUUUGCCGACGGCACUCUCUGCGGUGUCUACCAUCUCAUCGGCCGCCACUACGAGCUCACCAGCAUGAUCUACCGCGCUCUCGGCGCCAAGAUCGGCAAGCGCAUCUACUGGCCCGGCACAUCCCUUCACCUCUACGAAUUCGACCUGUUUGAGGUCGGCGACGACGUCGUCUUUGGCUCGCGCACGCAUGUCAUCUGCACCGACAGCGAGGAAUCGGCCCACAUCCGGAUCGGCCCAGGCGCCAUGAUUGCGGACCGAUGCGUGCUCCUGCCUGGCACAACUGUUGGACAGGAGUGUGUCAUGGGAUCGGGAGCGCUCUCCAAGCCCCACACCGAGUAUCCCGCCGGCUCGGUCUGGAUCGGCAGCCGAAACGGAAGUGCCGUGCUGUGGGACCAAGGCGACCCCAACAAGCUCUCGCACGAUACAACCACACCCUUUGGCAAGGCUUUCUACAACCGCAAGGCCACCUUCCAUGUGAUCCCCAUGUGGGCAUGUGUGCUCUACAGCGUCGUCUGGGAGAUCUUCCGGUCGAUGUACUGGGGCCUCUCAAUCAUCGGAGCCAUCUUGGUGGCAGAUCAGUUCUACAUUCAAGAUAUCGACACAAGCCCCAUGCCGCAGGAUGUUGCCGGCUAUCUCAUCAUCAUCGCCUCGGUCAUGGCGAUCUUUAGUGUCCAAGCCUUCGUGGCGCUGUGGAUCGAGGUCGUGACCAAGUGGAUUCUCUUUGGCCGCCGCAAGCCCGGAUCGUACAACUGGGACCAGUCGUCGUACUGCCAGCGCUGGCAGAUCCUGAUCACCGUCAACACCCUGCGCGAGGAGCUCCUGAACUGUCUGCGUGGCUCAUGGUACAUUGUGGCGCACUUCCGAGCCCUGGGCUGCAAGAUCGGCAGCCGGGUGUGUCUCUAUCCGACCGGCGGCGACCCGAUGAUGACCGAGCCGGACCUGGUGCGCAUCGGCGACGAUGUCUGCAUUGACGUUGCCAGUGUUGUCUGCCACAUCAACAGCCGCGGCCAGUUCUCACUCAACCCGCUGGUCAUCGGCGACGGCAGUGUUCUUCGCGCCGAGUCGCGGCUCCUCUCGGGUGCCGAGAUGGAGGAGGACUCGACGCUGCUGGAGCACACCCUCGUGGUCAGCGGCGAGCUGGUCGAGAACGGCUCUGUCUGGCAGGGCUGGCCCGGCGCAAUUGCGUCUCGCCGCCUCUCGAUGGUCGAGGCUCAGGAGUUUGCCCGCAGGAACAGCAUCAAGAGCAUCAAGAGCAUCCAUCAACGCACCGGUUAUGCCUCGGGCACAUUCCAAAAAUACUGA